AUGUUUAUCUGGGCUUUUACUACUGGAGAAUUUAUUGUAUUUGCCUUUUCAAUGCUAGAAAUGCCUCCGAAAUAUUUAUGUUUUAACUAAGAUGGAACUACUUAUGAAUGUAAAGCUGAAUAAACUUUCUGUAAGGAUCCUUCGAUAAGAUAUAAGAUUAAUUGGGACGAUCCAUCGAGUCUUCAUAACUGGGUAGAAUCGCUCAAUUUGACUUGCGAAAGUGCAUCAAGAGUUGGGAUGAUUGGAUCAAUGUUUUCAUUGGGUAAAUGGCAGGUGCUUUUACUCUACCAGGAUUAACUGUAAUUAAACGUUUCUUAUUAAAUUGAUUAGGAUCUAUAUGGUAGAAAGAAAAUUUACCUGUAAUCUAUGGGAUUGUAAACAUUCUUCUAUGCAGGUAUAUGCAUAUCAAAAAGUUUAAACGUAACCUUAUUGCUAAUUUGUGGAUUCGGAUUUGCAUCAAUAGGACGAGCAUCUAUUGGCUAUAUAUAUAUGCUAGAAAUGACCCCUAAUAAGUAUAAAACAUUUAUUGGAUCAUUUGCCUAAAUUUCAGCAGGAGUUACUCCAGCGAUUCUGGCGUUGUAUCAUCUCUAUGUUUCUAAAGAUUGGUUUCCUUUCCAAGCUUUUAUUGCAUUUACUACUCUCUUAGUGACUAUAUCAAUAGUUGCACUUCCAGAAUCUCCAUAAUACCUUAUUAGCAAAAAGUAAUAUGAUAAUGCGAGAAAUUCUUUGGAAACUAUAGCUUGGUGGAAUAAAUAUAAAGGCCCUCUAGAUUUCAAGUUUAAAGAUGAAGCAGAGACGCUAAAAUAGAGUGAUGAAGAGACUUAUUUACUAUUAAGAAUACCAGAUCAAGACUUGAAUUAAUAUAAAUAUACUAAUUAUCAGAAUGAGAUUUAAGAAGACAUAUCAAUCAAUUGUGACACUAUAUCAAGCAACGGAUAAGAUAGAAUAAUAUUGAAAGAUCAAAAUUAAUCAAACUCAGGAAGUAUAAAAGAAAUCCUUAAGUAAAAGUAGCAUGCUUGA
Stylonychia lemnae is the source of this 1020-nucleotide messenger RNA. Lineage: Eukaryota; Ciliophora; Spirotrichea; Sporadotrichida; Oxytrichidae. The record is from the annotation of a GenBank genome assembly.